CAAACAUCGAUGACAGUGAUGUCGACAACAUCCGGCACGAAACCACUGUCCAUUGUGGAUCAAAGAAGAGCGACAAUUGUGCCCAUAAAUCCACCAACGGAAGAGGAUGUCGGAGAUAAAUCUUCAACAUGCGGCACAUUAUUAAUAUUCCUGUCGGUGGCACUGGUGAUUCUAACACUACCUUUUAGUUUAUUUGUCUGCUUUAAAGUGGUACAAGAAUACGAAAGAGCUGUUAUCUUUAGACUGGGACGUUUAAUGCAAGGUGGAGCCAAGGGACCGGGUAUAUUCUUCAUUCUGCCGUGCAUCGAUUCAUAUGCUCGUGUGGACUUACGUACACGUACUUAUGAUGUACCACCACAAGAGGUUUUGACUAAGGAUAGUGUGACGGUCUCGGUGGAUGCAGUGGUUUACUAUCGCGUUUCGAAUGCGACAGUUUCUAUAGCGAACGUGGAGAAUGCUCACCACUCGACACGAUUAUUGGCACAGACUACUCUACGAAACACAAUGGGAACUCGGCAUUUGCAUGAGAUACUAAGCGAGCGUGUAUCUAUAUCUGGUUCAAUGCAGGUGCAACUGGAUGAAGCAACCGAUGCCUGGGGUAUUAAAGUUGAACGUGUUGAAAUUAAGGAUGUACGAUUGCCAGUACAAUUGCAAAGGGCAAUGGCCGCCGAGGCCGAGGCGGCCCGUGAGGCUAGAGCCAAAGUUAUUGCAGCCGAAGGUGAACAAAAAGCAUCGAAAGCGCUGAGGGAAGCAUCAGAAGUGAUUGGUGGUUCACCGGCAGCAUUACAAUUAAGAUAUCUACAGACCCUAAGCACAAUAUCGGCGGAGAAAAACUCAACGAUUGUAUUUCCAUUACCCAUCGAUUUAAUAACAUAUUUCUUGAAGACAAACGAUGAGAAUACCAAGCAGAAUGCCAAAGCUGCAGCGGCAGCCAUUGCACGGUCGACGGUGGAGGCCAUAGCACAGCAACAGCAAUCGACAGCUAUGUAA
Messenger RNA from Musca vetustissima, 990 nucleotides. RefSeq names its product band 7 protein AGAP004871. The record is from RefSeq and is a predicted model, not a curated record. Gene Ontology annotation, cellular component: plasma membrane. The transcript is spliced from 8 exons. NCBI's taxonomy places the organism in Eukaryota, Metazoa, Arthropoda, Insecta, Diptera, Muscidae. The coding region runs from base 10 to 990 and encodes 326 amino acids.